Messenger RNA from Phragmites australis (common reed), 1226 nucleotides. Its product is annotated as protein-tyrosine-phosphatase PTP1-like. The record is from RefSeq and is a predicted model, not a curated record. The transcript has 8 exons. Gene Ontology annotation, biological process: protein dephosphorylation. NCBI's taxonomy places the organism in Eukaryota, Viridiplantae, Streptophyta, Magnoliopsida, Poales, Poaceae. Bases 1 to 951 code for a protein of 316 amino acids. Gene Ontology annotation, molecular function: protein tyrosine phosphatase activity.
AUGCCCGACCCUCUAGACCCAUCUGCCAACCUACAACGGCUCCCUCUCACGAACGAACAGGUGUGGCGCUGCACGACUGCGCUGAAGGUGUUUGAGAGGAAGCUCACGCAGCCGAACGUGAUUUCCAACGAGUUCAAAUCCCUCCCGGCAAGAAAGGAUGUGCUCCUGAACACAAGAUUGUUUACUGCUGCUCGUGAUCGUGCUAAUUAUUUCGAGAGAAACCGCCACGUAGAUUUUUUGCCAUUCGAUGAAAACAGAGUACGAAUACGGGCAUCGAUACGCAAUCAGACUUCAAGCAACAACUACAUCAAUGCAAGCCUCAUAAAGCAGACUGAUGGUAAAGAUCAAACAAAAUUCAUAUGCACUCAAGGUCCACAAUACAAUACAGUCGAAGAUUUCUGGCAGAUGGUCUAUGAAAAUCGCUGCCCUGUGAUUGUUAUGGUUACCCCAUUUGCUGUUGGCAAGUGUGACGAGUAUAUUCCACUGGACAAGGGACAAGGAGUUUAUGGAAAUUUUAAAGUUUGGAUCAGGAAUACUGUACAAGAUGGUCAGUUAGUGUUGCGUGGUUUAUGGUUCAAAGACGUCAAUGCUCAGUCAAUUAGACGCCGCUCUGUUCUCCACAUUCAGUACUCUGACUGGCCCGACCAUGGUGUGCCAAACAACAGUACUACUGUUCGACAGAUUAUAAACAGAUUACGUCACAUUCCAAGAGAGCAUCCAAUAGUUGUACAUGGCAGCGCGGGCAUCGGAAGAACUGGUACUUGUAUCACCAUCUUGAAUACGAUCGAGAGGAUUCUGGGUGGUAAAUUUGCUGCUUUGGAUCUUGAUGAAACUGUCAGAAAAUUCAGAAACCAGCGUGUUGGAAUGGUUGAACGAGAGGAACAAUACAUGUUUUGCUAUUCUACAAUUGCAGAUGAACUGACCGAGCUGGUAUCGAAUUCGGGACACUGAAUUCCUGUUGUGGUAACUUUAAUUCAAAAAGACGUUUGAGAUAUGACUUGCACAAUAUUUUUAUUAGAAACAUAUACUUCCUUGUACCCUGUACUGAAUGGACCUCCAUCUGUUGCCCCUCCAUUUGAUGAUCCGAAGUGUCAUCGCUUCGAUCUUGUUGGUGACCUUGUCGUGAAGUGUCAUCGCUUCGAUCUUGUUGGUGAUCACACCAAGGUUCCAUGUACCCUCCACUGUACCUUGCUCUAUAUUCACACGUAUACGAAGCUUGUUCCAAA